This is a messenger RNA of Trypanosoma conorhini, 1080 nucleotides long. RefSeq lists its product as uncharacterized. NCBI's taxonomy places the organism in Eukaryota, Euglenozoa, Kinetoplastea, Trypanosomatida, Trypanosomatidae. The record is from RefSeq and is a predicted model, not a curated record. Gene Ontology annotation, molecular function: protein binding. Bases 1 to 1080 code for a protein of 359 amino acids. The transcript has a single exon.
AUGCCCCUGACGGACGGCAAAGACAAGGACAAGGACAAGAGCGUCGUCAGGCAGGGACGUCGCCGCACCGAGUCCACUGUGCAACGUUUUUCCAAGACUGCCAUUGGCGAGGGCUUUCAGCUGUGGGACAGGGACUAUCUCUUAGGUGCGAUGCGGCUGUUUUUGUUUAAGGGGGAAACGGCGCCGCCGUUUCAGGUUGGCCCCUGCAUGGACGCCACCGGGGAGAUUCUUGUGCAGAUGGAGGAGUACGAAGACGCGGCGGAGCAGUUCAUGGGGGCGGCGUCGAAGUACGCGCUGAUUCAACAGCCGGAGUUGGCGCGGCUGAUGGAGAUCAAGGCCCUAGAGUGCUCACAAGGCCCGCAGGCGGCCUUGGAGAAAGUGACGCCGUACCUCGCGCAGCAAACCGCGGCGCCUACGUUUCGUGGCUUGACCCCCGCACUCGCGCGUAUGCAGGCGUACAAGGCGGACCUCAUGCUAAAAACUGCAGGCGACGCAGAAACGACGGAGAAGGCGGUGGAGGCGGCGAGGCAGGCGUGCCACUCUGGCUGGGAUCGCAUCCACGUCGCCUACAUCCUCGUCGGUGACGGGUUGCAGGCGCUGGGCCGGUUUGAGGAGGCAUGUGAGGCGUACGCCGACGCCGUGAAGUCCAACGCCAACUGCAUCGCAGCCAUGGAGCGGCAAAUGGGCGUGCUGCGGAUCUUCAUCGCCGAGACCACGGACGAGUCACGGCAGAAGCAGCUGCGCCAGGACCUCCUGCAGCUGCUCGACAGCGCGAUUGCGCUGCACCCCCGCCCCACCCUGCUGCGGGAAAAGGCCUUCCUGCUCAGUGAGACGGAGGGCGACGCCGCGGCGCUGCAGUUCCUCGACCCCCUCAUACUAAAUCCCCCGCCAGAGGAGGCGGAUGCGGCGGGCGGCGUUGCCGGCCGCACAGUCGCCACGCUGCUGAAGGCGAAGGCCGCAAUUCUCGCGGAUGGCGGCAAGCUGGGCGAGGCUCUGCAGAUCGCGAGGGCGGCGCUACAGGAAAGCCCCGGCGACGAGGAGGCGGAGGCCAUUGUCGCCGAACUGCAGGAAGCCGCGUAG